Molecule: messenger RNA, 2394 nt
Organism: Trichoderma aggressivum f. europaeum
Lineage: Eukaryota; Fungi; Ascomycota; Sordariomycetes; Hypocreales; Hypocreaceae
Product: transcriptional regulator family: Fungal Specific TF
Exons: 5
Coding region: 1-2394 (797 amino acids)
Biological process (GO): DNA-templated transcription; regulation of DNA-templated transcription
Molecular function (GO): DNA binding; DNA-binding transcription factor activity, RNA polymerase II-specific; carboxy-lyase activity
Source: RefSeq, a predicted model, not a curated record
AUGGAGCUGAAAUACUCCGAGGCUCCGAGAUCGCCGCCACGCGCCUUUACAAAAGGGGCAGCUUUUAGCAUUGAGCUUACAUCUGUGGGCUCGGAUCCUCGGAACAUUGCCAUCAUUCUCACUCUCUCAACUUCAUCGCAGCCAAUCCAAGCCUCAAUGAGUCUCCAGCAGAAAGAAAUCGACCGAGUUUUGCAUCUCCGUCGCAUCUCGCAGGCUCGGUCCUGCUAUCCGUGUCGCCAGCGCAAGGUCAAGUGCGAUCACGGCCAGCCUUGCCAGACCUGCCGGAAACGAGGCCAUCCCGAGAUCUGCUCGUACAAUGUGGGCACUCCCGAGAAGAAGCGCGGACGACGUGCCAAAGCAGCAGCAGCAGCCGCCGUAAGCACAGCUUCUCACAGGGGUGCUGUCCAAAGGGGGGGAUCUGAGCCUGAGCCCGAGUCAGAACCAGAGGCCGGGCUUGAGCCACCACGACGGAACGAUGAUGCUGGUGCUCAUGGCCACGAGUCCGAGCCUUCUCUCGCUCAUACGCCGUCUUCUCUUGCUACAACGCAGACGUCAAACUCGAUACUAUUUACGAGAUCUGCAGACACCACAGCCGCCAGCUGUCAUCCACCCCGAAAAGAGCUCUAUCAAGGAGGCAGCUCCGUUCUCACCAUGUUGCACGGCUCAACCGACUCUCCCGCGGUAGAGAUGAGGCGCAAGGCUGGCCCAGUCCUUGGCUUACACAAUACCCUCGAGUUCUAUCCUUUUAUGAAGCUCAAAACAUGGCAAGAGAGAUGGGUGGCGUUGCUGAAGCUGAUCCCACAGAAACAAGAAGUGUUACGGUACGGCCAUGAUGCAUUCUCUCAAGUCCAUCGAUGCCGGAUCGUAUUACACACAUGGCGCCAUCUUGCUGACCAUUGUACUCUCGCUGUUAGAUAUUUCCCCUCACAUGGAGCGACGAUAUAUCCCCUGAACCCUGUCAUGCUGGAUCCUGACGGUCUAGAGUCUGCUUUCUGCGAGUAUCUCACCGCCCUGGAAGCUGGUGAACUUCGUAGUCCCGACGUGCCAUCUUCGAAAUGGGUCUGCAAAGCCUACAUAUCCAGAAUUGCUUUGCUGCUGGCCGCACUUGCUACUAGUGCCCAUUACUCGGUGAUGCAAUCUCCGAAGAAGCGGUCUGAGCAUUGCCUCGACUUUGUGCAACGCGCUUUUGACGCUCUACGUCUGGCCAACUAUGUACUGCAUCCAUCACUCGACGGGAUUCAGACCUUGCUCAUCAUCGGAACUGUUCUCCAGGAUGUCGGACAGUCGGACGGCGCGUGGGUCAUGAUGGGCACCACAGUCCGGGCAGCGCAGGCGUUGGGCUUGCACACGCAGAGUGCGUCUCAGCAGUCUGAUGACGGGGCAAAGAAGAAACAGGCACUUUGGGAUGCCAUUUGUAGACAGGACGGCUUGCUGAGCCUGUGCCAUGGCCGGCCGCACAUUGCAUCCAAGCAAUCUUUUGCGACGGAAAACACUCUUAAACACUCCAAUAGACCACUAGACUUCUCAGAGAUGAUGUGCGGCAUUGUAAAAACUAGCAGCAGCCUUCUAGAACUGGAGCAGCUUAGUUGUGAGGCAUCAAUGAAGCUGCUGGCCGAGUUGGACGGAUACCGAUCGCGAGCCGCCCCGUAUCUACGGUGUCGAGAGAAAUGCACAAACAUCCAGCAGCGCUACGAGAGCUUGACGAUAGAAAGCCAUCUGUCCUUUGCAGUCUCGAUCAUGUGCCGUCCCGCGCUAUCAAAAUCCGCUCUUACCGAGAACGAGCCUGACGUUGUCCGAGCUCUCAGGGCGCAGGCCAAGGACAGCUUGAUGAGCACGGCAAAGGCAUUCAUCGAUUUUCAGGCCGUGAGCAUCAUUCCCAUCCGGACUUGGUCUUUGAUUCACGCUGUCCUGAGUGCCACGAUUGUGCUCUGUCUGUGGGAGGAAACGCGGCGUGACCAGGAGAGUCGAGAUGUGCUGCAGCGAGUCAUGGAAAUCUUCUCCCGGGCAGCCCAGGCGGACGACGAGACUGGCAUGAUGGUGGAUGCGUCGGGAAACAGCAAUUGGCUGUCCAUGAAUCACAUCAGAGCGCUGGUGGCUCUGCAAAACGCCAUACAGACAGAUCCCGCCCUGCACGCUUGUGGUGGUUCGUCGUCUCCUGAACGACAAGAAGCAGACGACGUGGUGCAGCAGAACUACUCUUUGCCGAGGGGGCAGAACACGGCACCGAUAGAUCCGAUGAUGGAGGCCGGGAUGGGUUACAACUUUACCACAAUGCUAGGCCAGAGCUGGCCAAUGGACGAAUACAUGUAUCCCUGGGACACGUCGGGCCUGUCGCCUUUGAUGUAUCUCGACUCGAUUAUGAAGGCGCCAUAUGAGGCCGUGGAUGAAUUCUGA